AUUUUUCUUAAAUAGGUUAAAGUCAUAGAGAUUUUUUUAUUUAUUUUUGUUUUUAUUUAUUUAUUUAUUUAUUUUGGGAGGGAGAGAAGAGCAUUUCGCCCUGGAGCGGUGCGCAAUGCUCUCUCAUGCCGACCUCCUGGAUGCUCGCCUCGGUGAGUUAUCAUCACCAAACUCCGGUCUCCAACUCUACUGGAUGAAGGAUGCCGCCGCAGAGCUUCUGGGCCACAGGGAGGCUUUAAAGUGUAGGCUGGGCGGUGGUGGACCGGACCAGGGACACUCCGGGGAGCUGGGCCCGGGUCCGGACGGUGUGGAAGGAGCCACCAUGCUCCCCGGUGAGGACAUCAGCGGCGGCGGCGGCGCGGGAUCCAACCCGGUGCAGCAGGUGAACAACAAGGAGCAGGAGAAGCAGCAGCAGAACAACAACAGCAACAACAACCAGAACCAGAACCAGAACCAGUCCGGAGCGCAGCAGAGCCAGAAGCAGAAGCGGCACCGGACCCGCUUCACCCCGGCGCAGCUCAACGAGCUGGAGAGGAGCUUCGCCAAGACGCACUACCCAGAUAUCUUCAUGCGCGAGGAGCUGGCUCUGAGGAUCGGCCUGACGGAGUCCAGGGUGCAGGUCUGGUUCCAGAACCGACGCGCCAAGUGGAAGAAGCGCAAGAAGACCACCAACGUGUUCCGGGCUCCGGGGACCCUCCUGCCGACGCACCACGGCCUGCCGCAGUUUCCGUCCGCCGCCGCCGCGGCCGCCGCCAUGGGCGACAGCCUGUGCUCCUUCCACGCCAACGACACGCGCUGGGCCACGGCGGCCAUGCCCGGGGUGUCCCAGCUGCAGCUGCCGCCGGCCCUGGGCCGCCAGCAGGCCAUGGCCCAGUCCCUGUCCCAGUGCAGCCUGGGCGCGGGCCCGCCGCCCAGCUCCAUGGCCCUGUCCAACAUGUCGUCGAACGGCUCCGGGCUGCAGUCGCACCUCUACCAGCCCACCUUCCCCGGGAUGGUGCCCGCCUCCCUGUCCGGUCCGACCAACGUGACCGGCUCUCCGCAGCUCUGCAGCUCCCCGGACAGUGACGUCUGGAGAGGGACGAGCAUCGCGUCCCUGCGCCGCAAAGCGCUGGAGCACACAGUGUCCAUGAGCUUCACUUAGUGCCGAGCUCCUGUCCGCGUGCAGCCCGACCCGACCCGACCCGAACCCAACCGAACCGACCCGAACCGACCUGGAUCCUUCAGGGACGCUGCUGGGCUGCUGCCGUUUACAGAUCCACCUCUGUCGCAUGAAGAGUUUGUCUCUUUAUUUGUCUGUUUAUAUUAACUUCUUACUUUGUAUUUA
Austrofundulus limnaeus is the source of this 1324-nucleotide messenger RNA. RefSeq names its product orthopedia homeobox a (gene otpa). The coding region runs from base 116 to 1141 and encodes 341 amino acids. Lineage: Eukaryota; Metazoa; Chordata; Actinopteri; Cyprinodontiformes; Rivulidae. The transcript is spliced from 3 exons. The record is from RefSeq and is a predicted model, not a curated record. Gene Ontology annotation, biological process: neuron differentiation; regulation of DNA-templated transcription. Gene Ontology annotation, molecular function: DNA binding; DNA-binding transcription factor activity, RNA polymerase II-specific.